Messenger RNA from Sporothrix brasiliensis 5110, 195 nucleotides. RefSeq names its product TOM core complex subunit Tom6. The transcript has a single exon. The record is from RefSeq and is a predicted model, not a curated record. Lineage: Eukaryota; Fungi; Ascomycota; Sordariomycetes; Ophiostomatales; Ophiostomataceae. The coding region runs from base 1 to 195 and encodes 64 amino acids.
AUGUACCAGCCAAGACAGAUCGUGCAGGUCGAAAAGGCCGGCGGCCAGACGCUGCAGCCCAAGGGCUUCUUCCGGUCGACCUACGACAGCCUGACGGCGGCCGAGAACGCUUCGUUUGUCAAGGGCAUUGCCGCCUUUGCUGUCGGCACUGCCUUCCUGGCCAGCUCCUGGGGCGAGUUCCUGCUGCCGCCGUAA